Molecule: messenger RNA, 5483 nt
Organism: Sitophilus oryzae (rice weevil)
Lineage: Eukaryota; Metazoa; Arthropoda; Insecta; Coleoptera; Curculionidae
Gene: Nup98-96
Product: nuclear pore complex protein Nup98-Nup96
Exons: 21
Coding region: 228-5180 (1650 amino acids)
Biological process (GO): RNA export from nucleus; post-transcriptional tethering of RNA polymerase II gene DNA at nuclear periphery; protein import into nucleus
Cellular component (GO): nuclear pore; nuclear pore cytoplasmic filaments
Molecular function (GO): structural constituent of nuclear pore
Source: RefSeq, a predicted model, not a curated record
UGACAGUAACAGAAAAAAUGUUUAUUCCCUAGUUCUGUGAUUGUUCCAAGUUUUCUUAUUUAUAUUAUAAUUUAAAAAACUAUUGUAUCCUAUUUAAUUAUUAAAUCAUUCUUAGAGUGGCGAGAAAGUAGAAUUUAAGGUAUUUAGAGGAAGGGGACUAGAUUAAAAGUAAACAAAACAGCAUCAGACAAGUAUAAAAACCCGAAUUUUUUAAAUAAUUUUACAUCAUGUUUGGAAAGCCGUUUGGGGCCGCAGCCCCAAGCACAUCUUUCAAUUUUGGACAAAAUACUUCUACUGCAAACCCUUUUGGCCAGACUCAAAGCUUAUUUGGUAAGCCAGCUACAGGCUUUGGAGCUCCAUCCACGUCAACUUUUGGCCAAUCAACCACAUGGAACACUACUAGUGGUUUUGGCACUGCCCCCACAACACAAAGUAGUUUUGGUUCAGGUGGGUUGUUUGCUCAGCAGCCUGCUAGUGGUGGGUUAUUUAACUCUUCAACAACGUUUGGACAACAAAAUAAGCCGGCAAGUUUUGGAUUUGGAACUGCUCAACAGAAUACAAGUUUAUUUGGUGCUCAGCAACCUCAAACAUCAAGUAUAUUUAACACAAGUGGUAAUACUGGUCUCUUUGGUGUUAGUGGUUCAUCUUUUGCAGCUCAGCAAUCUGGUACAGUUAUUAAAUUUAACCCUGUGAGUGGAACUGACACCAUGAUGAAAAAUGGAUCUGCACAAAAUAUUAAUACAAAACACUACAGCAUUACGUGCAUGAAGGAAUAUGAAAAUAAAUCAUUUGAAGAGUUACGAUUUGAAGAUUAUCAAGCUAAUAGAAAAGGUCCUCAACAAUCAACUGCUUUUGGAUCACCAGCAUUUGGUGCUGCUCCCACUUCAUCAGCACCCUUGUUCGGACAAACCGAUGCAAAUAAAUCUGCAUUUGGUCAAUCUACUAGUUUUGGGCAACCUUUUGGUCAAACUACUACAAGCACUUUUGGAUUGGGCAAUCAGCAAGCUGCAACAACUAGCCCAUUUGGGGCAAAACCAACUGCAUUUGGUACGCCAACUAGUAGCACAAAUUUUGGUUUUGGAAGUAAUGCUCCGCAAAAUGCCAAUCCCUUUGGAUCAUCGCCUGCUAGUAAGCCUUUUGGAGCAGCUGCAACAACACAACCAUUGUUCGGGUCAAGUACAACUCAAACAAACACUGGAUUUGGGACUGGACUGUUUUCUAAUACACAGAAUACUGGGACAAAUUUAUUUAAACCCCCUCAACCCACCACUGGUUUUGGAGCGGCUCAAACAGGAUUUGCAUUUAAUAAUCCUGCAUCAACUCAACCCAGUCUCUUUACAACAUCAAAACCUCUUUUUGGAGGAGGAACUACUAGCACAGCUCCAGCCUUUGGUUCGUCAAUGUCUUUUGGCACAAAUACAACUGGAUUUGGUAGUGGAACUAACUUUGGAAAACCUGCUGCUCCUGUUUUUGGUGCCACACAACCUAGUGCAUUUGGAACAAGUUUGGGAGGAGUAACCACUAAUCAGAAUACUGGUCUUUUUGGAAAUGCAAAUCAGCCGAAAACUGGACUUUUUGGCAGUACUGGCACUACAGGUUUGUUUAAUACAAGCACCAACAUGUUUCAAAAUAACGCCUUUGCUCCACAACAACAACAGCCAUCACUCUUGACCCAACCAGAACAACAUUCCACUAAUCUGGCUUUGUUGACUAGCGACCCGUUUGGAGAUGCACCACAUUUGGCCGGUUUGGAACCAAAAUUUAAAUCAAAUACCGCUGCGGUUUCUGCUACGGAUCCGAAGGAACUAAAAUCUUUACUUGAUCCCUCAAAAAAAGUCGAUAUGUCGCACAAUUCUAAACUGAAGGUUACACCAUUGAAAAAUAUUAGGGACAGCUUAUUCGAUUCUAUAUCUUCACCGGACGAUAACAAGUCACCUUUGACGGGCUACCCGAAAACCAGUUGUCGCAGAUUAAUCUUAAAACCUCGGGGAAAUACCGACAACGUACCGUCGUUGAGUUCGUCCAACAUUUUGGACGUGUUGAGCGGUGAAAAUAAGGAGAACACUGAUAAAAAUAAAACUAUACCAGAGGAAACCAGAGAGAACAAUCCGUUAAGACUACACUUUGAGACGACACUGCACAACGACAGUGUUGCCAAUAAUUCGAUUGAAACGCAGACCUACAACAUUAUUAGUUCAACCACCAAGGAUCCUUAUGAAGUAAAUGAUUCACUACCACCGCCCUCUGAUGAUGAAGAUGAUGUUAUUGCAAAACAAGGUGCCGGUGAUUCGGUAAAGAAGCAUCCUGCAAAUUUGGUGUGUACCAGACCAGAAUACUAUACGUUACCGAACUUGGAUGAUUUAUUGCCAGAUGAACAUGGAAGGUGUUUUGUUAAAGGAUUCACUGUUGGCAGGAAAGGUUAUGGAAAUGCUUAUUUUCCGGAUGAAAUGGACGUCGCUGGACUAAAUAUCGAUGAGUUGGUUCAUUUUAGAUACCGAGAAAUUAAUGUUUAUCCAGACGAUUCUAAGAAGCCGCCUGUAGGACAAGGAUUGAAUAGGAAGGCUCAGAUUACUUUAGACAACGUAUAUCCCAGACGAACUGGAUCCAAUGUUUUAAUCAAAGAUGUUGCCGAAUUACAGCAAAUGAAUUUUUCGGAAAAACUGAGAAAAGUGACGGAGAAGAAAAAUGCCCGGUUUGUCGAUUAUAGACCAGAAACAGGAAGCUGGGUUUUCAAGGUUGAUCAUUUCUCCAAAUAUGGCUUUAACGAUAGUGAUGAAGAAAACGACCAAAAUAAUGCUGAUGGGAAAAAGAAGCCAAUUCAAAAACCGAAACCGUUGGAAAUGGCACUUGUUCCUGUGGAGACAAAGUCCCAUGCUGAGGAAAAAUUAAAAGGGAGAGAAAGUAGUUCAACUGACACUUCAGCAAGAACACAACCACCUGCAACCACUACUUUUGGGUUAGACAAAGACAUCUUGCUUGACGACGAAGAACAGGAAGACAACGACCUAUUGCAUCACAGUAUGUUCGUGGACGAUACAUCAGAAGAAGACUAUCAUCAGAUCCCCACAGAAAUGCCUCUAGAUCUACAUUUUGGCUCUUAUAAAAACGCUAAAAAUAUACAGGUUAUGAAAUCAACUCUUUUUGCUGACGAUGACCGGUCUUCUGAAGGAGCAGCCAGUCACGUUUCCAUCAUCAAACAGUAUCUAGAUCUGCCCGAAAUGGAGGAUAUGACAAGGUUGCCAUCAUUAGAAGAAGAGAGUGUGAUUAAAAAAAGGCCAGUAAUUAGACCGAAAGUCGUGAAGGUUUUGAAUAGUUAUGAUACACUGGGAUGUAAUACUUCAGUAUUGCCAAACAGGUGUUGCGUGGAUAUGGGAAUGUUCAAAGGCAAAUCUUUCAAUGUCGGUUGGGCAAAAGGUUUUAAAUUUUAUUCUUUGGAUAGAGAUGAGAAAAAUCUAAACAGCGAAUUGUUUUUGAAACAGUUUGAUGCAUCCUCAAGUUUCGAUCCAUUAAAGGACAUAUUAACUGAUUCCCUUAAAAUCGUUCUUGCUGAAUCAACUUGCUACGUAAACACCGCCAAAAUUCCGUUAUUUAAAAUCCUGAAAAGUGACGUAUACCUCCGAAAACAAACUGAACUCUUUGAAAAGUUAUCGACCCAAUACAACAGCUCUAAAGCUAAUUAUUUGCAUAGCAUUUGGACGCUCUGCACCGCACUUUGGGGCCCAAGUGAGAACACUGUUGCCAACCGAAGAUAUUUAUUAACCGAAUGGCUUAAAACUACCUGCAAUUCCGACGACAUUACUUUAAACAAAGGUCCUUUUAAGUCUGCAGAGGACGCAGCUCAAAUGAUAUUGGUCUAUUUGUCGAUUUUUAAAACCUUUGAAGCUGCAGGAAUCGCAAUUGAUAAUAAAAUGCCAAAUUUAUCACUUUUGCUGUCUCAAUUGAGCGUGGCAAACGAUCCUAAAGGUUUUAUUCAAGAGCAAAUUGAGAUUUGGUAUAGUUCUUUGGCUUCUAACCAUAUAUCCAAGGAAAUGAAAAAGUUGUAUUUGCUUUUGGCAGGAAUACCUACAAAGGAUGAUGUGAAUAUUUUUGAGGGUAUAAACUGGAAGAGAGCAUUUGGAAUGCAUUUAUGGUACAUUAGUCCCAAUGGUGCACCAAUAGAUAACGCUACCGAAUUGUAUACAACAGCCUUUGAAGAAUAUGGCUAUGCUGAAAGGCCAAAUCCUCCAUACGUACAAGACUAUGUAGAAGACGGACCUUUUGAUAUAAUAUACCAUAUUCUGCUUCUAUAUAAGUCAGGAAUUCAUAAGCUCGGCAGUGUUUUAAAUCCGGCCACGCAUACAAAGGAUCCCUUAGACUACAGGCUUAGUUGGCUUCUUUUACAACUGUUUCUUUCGAUCGACGUGGGUUUGAUAGAUACGUCAGAAAAGGAUAAACUUAGCGUUAGUUUUUCAAACCAAUUGGAACACUUAGGCCACUGGGAGUGGGCGAUUUUUGUACUUCUUUACUUGGAAGACGAUUCCGCUAAGAAAAACGCCAUCAUUGGCAUUUUAGAUCGCAAUUUAACUGUGGAUGUGGAAGAUAAUUCUCAAGACAUUAUCGAUUUGCUGGUAAACGAUAUGAAAAUUCCUACCGACUGGAUACACUCUGUCAAAGGUCAGAAAUCUUACGCUUGUGGGCGAUAUUUCGAAGCUUUCAAUCACUAUUCUCUAGCCGAUGAUUACGUAACGGCUAAUCAAGUGUUCGUGGAUCAUUUGCUUUCUAAUCUAUUCAUCAACGAACAGUUUGACGUACUGAGAAGUCUAACGGAAAAGAUUAAACUUGGAUCGCACGAUAUCCAGAACUGGAACAAUGAGACAGCGCUUAUUCUGGAUUAUUUGGAUUUGUUAGAACAGUCUAUUACAUCAGACAACUUAAUUAAAUUGCAAGUCAACCUAGCUUCUAUUAGUGAAAGGAUAGUUAACUUUCCUUUAACUUCGAAUCAGCAUAAAGUUUGUGCUGCAGAGUUGUCAAAGAAAUGUGUCUCAUUAUAUAAAGAAUUAUGCGAGAAAUCUCAAGCUACUUUACUGAAGGACUCUUUCACAGAAUUUAUUGAAAACCUGAUUAUGCCGCCUGAUUUUAAACAAAACGAGGGAUUAUACUUGAUACAUAAUUUUCACAAUAUUAGGAUCUGUAGGCAAUAAAUAUUUUUAAGUUUUUAAAAUAAGAGAUAUACAAUUUUUUUAUUAAUUUUUUGGUGAGACAGUUUACACAUUUUUCCUAUAUAUCAUAUUCAAUAUGUACUAUAACGUUUUAAAACAUGUUACAUCUUUCUAAUUAAAUGUGGCAUUUUGUUGGUAGUAGAUAAAAACAUGGAAAAUGGUAUUUGAACAUUAUAAAUUCUUAAUAGUUUUGCCUGAAAAUGAUUAAUUUUAUUUCUUUAUAUGCUUGUCGUUUAAGCCGUUAACUAUGUAUUUUUUGUGUUAUAAUAAAGACUGUAAGUUUCA